AUGGGGAUCUCAAAGGAAAGUUGUGAUCACAGCUCAAGUUCGCAGUGCAGAGAAUGCUCGAAUGAUAAGUCUUAUGAGCGUAAAGGUUCCGAGAUGAAAGACAAGACAAAGAAUACAACUAGCAAUGCUAUGGGAAAGACAAAAGAAAAAACCAAUGAGACUAUGGGGAGAACCGGAGAUGCGGCCAACGAGACCAAGGAACAGACAAAGAACAAGGCAUCAGAGCUAGGAGACAAGACCAAGGAUACAGCCAAUGACACCAUGGGAAAAACAAAAGAAAAGACCAACGAAACUAAGGAACAGGCAAAGAACAAGGCAUCAUCUAUGGGAGAUAAAACAAAGGAAAAAGCAAAUAACGUCAAGAGCAGCAUAGACAACAAGGACAAGAAUGAGGUAUAUGAAAAUAUCAAGGAAGGAGGAAAUAAAGCAUGGAAUAAAACAAAAGAGGUCGCUAGUAGUAUGAAGGAUGGACUCAAGGACCUCACCAAUAACAAUGAGCAAAAGAAGUGA
Messenger RNA from Encephalitozoon romaleae SJ-2008, 510 nucleotides. RefSeq lists its product as hypothetical. The transcript has a single exon. Lineage: Eukaryota; Fungi; Microsporidia; Unikaryonidae. The record is from RefSeq and is a predicted model, not a curated record. Bases 1 to 510 code for a protein of 169 amino acids.